Messenger RNA from Hibiscus syriacus, 1119 nucleotides. Its product is annotated as leukocyte receptor cluster member 1 homolog. NCBI's taxonomy places the organism in Eukaryota, Viridiplantae, Streptophyta, Magnoliopsida, Malvales, Malvaceae. The record is from RefSeq and is a predicted model, not a curated record. The transcript has 5 exons. The coding region runs from base 135 to 857 and encodes 240 amino acids.
AUCGGCUGUGAAUUAGGGUUCUCAGAUUGCAAAAAAAGAAAGGAGAAGAAUUAGGGUUCUCUUUUUCGAUUGAUUCGCAAAGCAAGGAGGCCCCUAUUUCAAUCAUCGUUAAGUGGCAGUAAAGAAUUGAAGCUAUGGGAGGCCAUGGAGGGUUAAAUAUUUUGCCCCAGAAACGUUGGAAUGUUUAUAACUACGAGAACAGAGAAAAAGUACGGAAAGAUGAAGAAGCUGCUGCAAAAGAAGAGCAGCUAAAACGUGAACAGGCAAGGAAAAGGGAUGCCGAGUUCCGACUUGAGCAGCUUCGGGCUGCUCGCGGUUUGGCUCCAUUAGAUAAACCUGGAGGUUCAGAACCUGCUGCUGAAGAGCCUGAAGAGGUUGUGGAAUCUGAACCCAAAUCCGGUCACAUUAAUCUCUUUGAAGGGAUAAAGAUUUUUGAUCCCGUUAAAGUCUUGGGGAAGGAAGAGGGUGCUGAGAACGAUGGAUUCAAGAGGAAGAAAUUGAAGAAAGAGGAGGCACCCAAGGUUGUGGCGCCCGAGGAUGAGAAGUAUAGAUUGGGAUACGGGAUUGCCGGGAAGGGAGUUAAGUUGCCAUGGUACCUGGAGAAGCGGAAUGUAGAUGUUGAAGAGGGGAAUGGCAAUGAUAGGCCAGAAAGAGUCCAGAAGGAUGAGGGACGGAAAACCGGGAAGAAGACAAUAGAAGAGUUGCGGGAAGAACGUUUGAAGAGGGAGAAACGUGAGAAGGAGAGAGAACGGGCAUUGUUAAUCAAGGGGACCAACACAAAAAGGACUCUGAAGGAUACAAGGUUUUCCAGGAGACGGAGAGCAGAGACUUCGUUUCGACGGUUCUAUGGCAUCUAAUACGAACACUCUCUUGCAUUUUGAGGACCUGGCGCUCCCUUCGUUUCAGGUUAUAGUGAUGACUGCAAACAUGGGGUGCGCUGAAUGCCGAAAGAAAGUCUCAAGUUUUAUCUAAAAUAACUGGACUGAGGGAAUACAUAGUGGAUGUCGGUAAUAAACACGUGACUAUAAAGGCAGAUUUUGGGGUUCGUUGGGAAGUGAAAAAUGAUUUUUCUAAGACCAGAAUGAGAAAGCAUUGGCAUCCACUUGAUGUCUUCAAGUG